AUGCGCAAAGUUAUGGAACCCAAUACUGCUUCGCGCCUUAAGGAAAGGAGUCGCAACAAACUGAAAGAUUUCUUGAGUAUGGGUCCUGCUCUGCAGGUAUCUUAUAUCCUUGCCUUCACCUUGACACCUCUGUCACCGUCACUACGAAUCAUCAAGCUAUCGGAUGGCCCGACACUGAGCUUCAGAGUCGAGAGAUAUAGUUUGAUGAAGGAUGUCCUAAAUACAUCGCGUCGAGCUCGAAGUGUGGGGAUGGAAUAUCUUAGUCCUCCUCUGCUUGUCCUUGCAUCAUUCCCUCGGCCGUCUCCAACAACACCGCCGCACCUUCCACUUCUCAUGAAGUCCUUCCAAUCAUUAUUCCCGCCUCUUUCCCCUCAUACACUGAGCCUAUCUUCAGCCCGCAGAGUGGUUUUGAUAUCCUACAAUGCAGAGCGCGGCACGGUUGAUUUCCGACACUAUAUUAUCAAGGUUAAGCCGUAUGGCGUUUCUAAAAGGGUCCGUCGCGUGCUUGAUGCUGCCUCGCACGCUGGGAAGAGCAGCUCGGGAGUGCUAGAUCUUGGUAACGAAAGGGACGUUGCGGACUUCUUGCUGAGAAAACGGGGAGAACCAGGGCUAGACGGAGGAUAUGAAAGCGCGGCCUCAUCGGCGGAAAGCGUAGCUGGAGACGACGGGGAUGCUGUCGACCUUGCUGGAGAUUACGUCGGGAGAAACAACAAGAAGGGUCAAAGACGAGCUGUGCGACUUGACGAAGUGGGCCCUCGGAUGGAGCUGCGUCUAAUCAAAAUCUCGGAAGGAGGUGCUUUUUCUGACGUAUACGCUACAGUCAAAAAGACCAAAAAAGAAAUUGCCGCGCAGAAGGCUGAACAUGCAGCCAAAGCCAAGCUAAGAAAAGAGAGGAGAGAGGAACAGGAACGGAACGUUCAGCGGAAGAAAGCCAAAACUGCGGGACAAGAAAAGGACGCAUCGGAGGGCGAAGAAGACAGCGGAGAUGAGGAUGAUGGGCUUGGGGAGUGGGACGAGGAGGAAGACAUCAGCGAGGGAGAAGAGGAGGAGGAAAGCGCGAGCGAAGCAGAAAGCUCUGAAGAUGAGCGUCCAGCAAAAAAGGUAAAAAUUAGAGGGAAAGGCUAG
Molecule: messenger RNA, 1125 nt
Organism: Cyclocybe aegerita
Lineage: Eukaryota; Fungi; Basidiomycota; Agaricomycetes; Agaricales; Hemipholiotaceae
Source: the annotation of a GenBank genome assembly